Messenger RNA from Leptinotarsa decemlineata (Colorado potato beetle), 1532 nucleotides. RefSeq names its product organic cation transporter protein. Gene Ontology annotation, cellular component: membrane. The record is from RefSeq and is a predicted model, not a curated record. Gene Ontology annotation, biological process: transmembrane transport. NCBI's taxonomy places the organism in Eukaryota, Metazoa, Arthropoda, Insecta, Coleoptera, Chrysomelidae. Gene Ontology annotation, molecular function: transmembrane transporter activity.
GGGUAUGAACUCGGGUUAUUGCGAAAUGAUAGAUUUGGAAAACGAUCCCACUGGCACCAUACCCUGCGAGUUUGGAUACAGUUACAACAAAACGGUGUUUUCUAGAACAAUCGUUUCAGAAUGGGACUUAAUUUGUGGACAUGAGCGUUUGAUAGAUUUAACCCAAGUUACACUCAUGUUGGGUGUUUUAAUAGGGAACAUUGUUUUCGGCGUCAUGGCUGAUAAGAAAGGUAGAAAAAAGGUACUUACAAUUUGUAUUUGGAUGCAGUCACUGCUGGCCGUCGUGGCAUCGUUCUGGCCAUGGUUCUGGGGUUUCGUUCUCAUCAGAUUUUUCCUUGGUAUCGCCAAUGGAGGAACUAUGGUUACAUCUUUCGUGUUGUGCAUGGAAGUCGUUGGAGGUAGAUGGAGAACCAUAGUACCCAUUCUGUACCAAAUACCUUUUGGAUUUGGUAACUCGAUAAUGUCAGGCCUGGCCUAUCUUCUAAGGGAUUGGAGAGAAUUUCAUCUAGCACUUUCUUUCUUGAUCAGUGCAUUUAUAGUUUAUACAUGGUGUUUACCGGAGUCACCAAGAUGGCUGUUGGUUCUUGGGAGAAAAGAAGAAGCAAUUGAAGUACUUAAGAAAGCCGCAACCGAAAAUAAAAUUGAUGAUGAGACAUUUCAAAUUGCUCUGACUGGAUUAUCCAAUGUUGAUCCUACUGAUAAUAAAACACCUUGUCUCUCUGCUUUGUUCAGUACGAGACAACUGAAGAAAAGAAGUUUUCUGUUAUAUUUGAACUGGACUAUAUGUGGAAUAACUUUCUACGCCUUUUCACAAUACUUGGGACAUGUUGGAAGCAACAUAUUCUUGACUGUCGGUGUUAGCGGUUUCAUCGCCUUACCUGGUACCGUUCUUUGCGUUGUUCUCGUGGGAACAUUUGGGAGACGAUGGACUAUUUGCUCAGCAUAUUUAACUUGUGCUGUUUGUUUUUUGGCGAUUAUAUUCAUGCCAAAAAACGUGUUUCUUCAUGAUUGGCCACGGGUUUUUCUGGCAGCAGUUGGGAUCGUAGGUAUGUCGAUAUCAAUGCCUGCCCUCUAUCUCUUCACCAGCGAACUCUAUCCCACCAUUCUAAGGAACGCAGGUGUUGGCGUCUGCAUUAUGUUCUCCAGAAUUGGCUCCAUGUUGGCUCCUCUCGUCAUAGCUCUUGAAGAUAUCGGACCCUCAGUUCCAUUGAUAAUACUGACCAUAGCAGCACUAGCUGAAGCACUUCUGAUUCUACUAUUGCCUGAGACUGCUGGGUCGAUUUUGCCAGAAACAGUCAAAGAUUUGGAUCGCCAAACUGAUAAAGAUUUCGGGGGUUACAUAACUGUUCCUAGUAAAAAUUCAGAAGAAAACGGUUCACCUUGAAGUUUUAUCUUGUGCAUAAAUAGUUAGUUAACUUUGAUUGACAAAGUGCAUUUAUAAUAAUCAUAAUUAUAAUUUCAAAUGAUUAAUAGAUACGUGUAAUUGAGAAUACAAAUAUUCAAAAGUGGAGAAUAAACAUAAACUGAUGAAA